AUCAUUCCAAACAUUAAUCACAUUUAUUUUUCUUCGGUGGAAGGAUUAAAUAGAUAUUGAAAUUUUACUAUAUUUAUAAUAAUCAAUGGGAAGUGUCUAGUCCUGUUAAUGGAAGGAAAAAAAAAGUGACAAUUUGAAGAAAUACUUUUGCUUUAUUUAAUUCUUCAACAAAUGAUUAUGAGACAAAUGUUGAAUAACUCCAAAAAAGUUUUGAGGAAGUUUGCCCAGUUCCAAAUCAUCAACUCCUUCAGGUCAGGCUCCAACGUAUCCAAGAACAAAAAUCCAGAACGGAAGAACUUAGAGACUUCAAGUUCAAUGAUAAGACUACAUGCAACUUAUCUCAUCCCAUCUUUACUUGGCAUUUGGCAACAUCAUGAUUGCUUUAAGACAGUUCCAUGUAAUUAUCAUGUGCUUUCCCACGCGGCCUGUCUCUGACGUGGCCCACUCCUGAUGGUCUUUUCGGUGUGGUUGGCCUGGCCUGGCCUGGCUUCCACACCCAAUCAAGAAAUCUCCUUUCCUGACUGCAGCUUAUGUCAUCCUCCUCCGCCUAACAACACAAAACUGCAUCAAAUUUUCCCAAAACAAAAUGUGUCAAAUCACACCACUUGCAAGUUGCAACAAUCCCCCACUUUUUCUCAUCCUUUCCAUGCAAUUCCUAGUUCAUUGAUUAUAUCAAAAAUCAUCUGAAAUCAAAGCAAAAGCACAGAAUGAUAGUAAAAUCAUUGAUUGUUACCUUGUACACCGCUCAGGCAAACUGGAUUUCCAUGAACUAAUUUUAAAUUGGCCAAUGGUCUAUCCAUUUAUCAACUAUAUUGUUUUCAAUUAGUACUACAUGUACAUGUACAUUAGUGAAGACUUAUAUUAAAUAAAUCAAAUCAGCAAUCAUCUGGAACAUUAGCCAUGGGCAAAAUUUGGGUGUGUCACUCCACCACUGAGAACAAUUUUCAUUGGGAAAUAAAAAAAGCGACUGAAAGAUGGCCGAAAAUAACCCAAAAGCACCAAGGGCCAAGGACACAUGGGAGUUAACGUGUAGAAACGUUGUUGGGCCACGUGAAAAGCUGCUAAUGGGACCUGAAAAGAGGAGUUGGCCGUUUCUUGGCUUGGACACUCCCAACAAAAUAGCAACCAGUGGCAUUUGUUGCGGUCCUCCUAUUUUUUGUAAGAGGAAACAAAGAAGGAAAACUUGGUCUCUCUACUCUGCAGACUUCGGUUGUUGAGUCUUUUUUGUUUCUCUCUCUCUCUCUCUCUCUCUCUCUCUCUCUUUAUUGGUGUUGCUUUUCUUUCCUCUUUGCAAGGGAAAGAAACUAAAAAAAUUGUCCAGAAAGUGAGAUACACCAUUAGUAUUGUCAGGUUAUGAUUUGUUUUCCUUUUUUACAAAGAAAAGGAGCUUGAGUUUUAUCAAGUCUUAAACAGGUGGAGAGAGGAAGACAGAAAAGACUUGCUUUUUAUUUCCAUUUGAGUCAGACCUUUUAACGUAUCUUAUUUGUGUUCUUUGUGCGUUUCUUUUUUUUGUAUCUCAAACUUAGAUAGGCUUCAGGAUCAUAUUAACUUAAGAUCUUUUAAAGCUUUUUCUCAAGUAAGAGAGGGUAACAAUCUGUUUCUAGUUUGAGCAAGGAAGGAGGAAGAAGAUUCAAAGCCGUGCAAGAUAAAAAGACUACAGGUGUCCUGUUCAUGCUGCUUGUGUUUGUAUAAAAGAAGGAAACAGAAAAGAGUUUUGGGGGUUUGGUUUUGAACAAGAAACCUUCAUAUUUCUGUUGUCAAUGAGAUUUGGAGAACAAUGGAUUUCUGGCCAGAGUUUCUUGCAAGUAGCUGCGGAAGAGAAUUUGUGGCUGGAGGGUUUGGUGGCAUUGCUGGUAUCAUCUCUGGUUAUCCACUUGACACCCUCAGAAUCCGGCAACAAAGCUCAAAUUCAGGUUCUGCCCUUGGCAUCCUACGCCGGAUUGUCGCCACUGAAGGACCUGGUGCACUCUAUCGAGGCAUGGGUGCACCAUUGGCAUCAGUCACCUUUCAGAAUGCUAUGGUUUUCCAGAUAUACGCUAUUCUUUCACGAGCGUUUGAUUCAUCUGCUUCUACCACUGACCCCCCUUCCUACAAAGGUGUUGCUCUGGGAGGAGUUGGAACUGGGGCCCUACAGAGCAUUAUGCUCUCUCCUGUAGAACUUGUAAAAAUCCGGCUGCAAUUGCAGAAAUCGGCAAGUUCUCAUACAGGGCCAAUUACUGUUGCUAAAAGCAUACUGAAAACAGAAGGCUUAAGGGGACUAUACCGGGGUUUUACCAUCACUGCCCUUAGAGAUGCACCUUGUCAUGGCUUCUACUUUUGGACGUACGAGUAUAUGCGAGAACAGCUUCAUCCAGGGUGCAGAAAGAGUAGCCAAGAACGCCUGACAACAAUGCUGAUAGCAGGAGGUUUGGCAGGGGUUGCUAGCUGGGUUUGCUGCUAUCCCUUGGAUGUGGUAAAGACCAGACUGCAGGCUCAGUCGCCAUCCUCCCCACAAAAGUACAAUGGCAUCAUUGAUUGCCUCCACAAAAGUGUAAAACAGGAUGGAUAUGGCGUUCUAUGGCGAGGGCUAGGAACUGCUGUAGCUAGAGCUUUUGUAGUCAAUGGGGCUAUAUUUUCUGCUUACGAGAAUGCAUUGAGGUGUUUAGUCAACAACGGAAACGUUCAGACAGACCACAAGCUAGAAUAAACUAGACUUUACUUCAAGAGUUAAGUGUCAAUAACAAUUUAUUUAUAGCUUAGAUGAUCCAUGUAUCAUAUAUGCCAUGAUUUUCAAGGAUGUUUCCAAAAAGAGAAACAAUCGGAAAAAAAAAUCACGGUAAACUGUCUUCCCUGUCAGCAACUGAAAGGACUUCAUUGCAACUUCAGGCUCCAGACUAGCAUUGAUCUGAUCAAGCUUAAGACAUUGUGUCACGAGUCAGGACCCUUGUUUAAUGCAUUAUAUAUAUAAACACAUUCAAUUCGAUUUC
Molecule: messenger RNA, 2966 nt
Organism: Durio zibethinus
Lineage: Eukaryota; Viridiplantae; Streptophyta; Magnoliopsida; Malvales; Malvaceae
Product: mitochondrial arginine transporter BAC2-like
Biological process (GO): transmembrane transport
Molecular function (GO): transmembrane transporter activity
Source: RefSeq, a predicted model, not a curated record